ACAAUUGGUCAAACAUUUACCGUCGUAACUCCACUGCUGCUGGAACACACGAGAUAAAAAUGGGCAGAGAUUAAUGCCUUUGAAACUGCUUUCAUUGUGGCACUGGAUCAUCGUUUACUUGUUGAAAUCUCUUCAAAACGGAUAAGAGUUGGAUUUUUGCAAUAAUUGCAUUGACUAUGCGUUCAAAACUUGCUGUUCAACGUGUAGAGAUGAUUGCUUCUAACCGCAACAGUUUUUGGUAUGGAAGAAAUUAGUAUCUUUGCAACAGGAAUUAAAUGUUCACAGGGUAACAACAUUUUAUCUUCAGCGGCCUUGGGUGCGGAUUUUUUUUUAACGAGUGUUAUGUUGCUGUUUCUGUUAUAAAUAAAAGUGUCCAUUGAAUUUGCUGAAGAUCCCUUCCACUUCUGCAACACUUCCUGCUGCCUCCUAUCAGGAGUUAACAUCUUAUUUGGGCUCCUACGUGUGAUUUGAUCCAUGCCUCUUCCUGCUGCCUGCCAUUGACUGAUCUCCAUUGGUGUAAAAGAUAGUUCCAAAAAGACGUGUAUCCUGGGGCUGCAAUUCAGCAGGUAAUUGGAAGGUGUGCAGAACGUGCAAGUGAGUUAUCAGUUCAAGUGACCGACUCAAGGAACCAAAAUUUGUGCAUCUUCGCCAGUUGGACCAUCUUCCUCUUCAGUACUUGUGAUGUUGGAGUAAUCAAGUACAGUUAUUUCUGGAUAACUGGAUUUUUCAACUUUUGACAACCCUACAACUGCCACACAAUGAGAAGACAUAAUAUGACACUUGUUACGUUAUACAUGAUUCUUCAUCUGCUUCGGCUUUCGCAUUGUGACCAUGUUAUUCCAAGGACUGUGUGGAAAUAUGGAGAAGUAUCUUUGGUCACUUUCUCUGCCACUGGGGUGUCAAAUUAUUCCACACUGUUGCUUAAUGAAGAUCGAGGAGUGUUGUAUGUGGGUGCCCAGGAAGCCAUCUUUGCUGUGAACAUGUCAGACAUUUCAGAUAAAAAACAUGAGGUCUACUGGAAAGUCUCAGAUGAAAAACAAAGUAAAUGUGCUGCUAAAGGGAAAUCCAAAGAGACUGAAUGUCUGAACUACAUACGAAUCUUGCAUGAAUUUGACGAUGAAACCCUCUAUGUCUGUGGGACUUUUGCAUUUCAACCAACUUGUGAUUACCUUUCACUUAAGGAUUUUAGUCUGCAACAGAGAAAUGAGGAAGGCAAAGGCAAGUGUCCAUUUGACCCUGCUCAAAAAUACACUUCCAUAAUGGUUGAUCGUGAGCUUUAUUCGGGAACAGUAUACAAUUUUCUAGGAAGUGAGACUGUCAUUCUUCGGGGUCAUUUAAGGACAGAAUAUGCAAUACCCUGGUUAAAUGAGCCAAGUUUUGUCUACUCAGACGUGAUAAGAGAGAGUGAAACUAAUUUGGGCGGUGGUGAUGAUAAGGUCUACUUCUUCUUCACUGAAGUGUCAAUUGAAUAUGAGUUCUAUAGCCGAAUUCUAGUGCCAAGAAUAGCUCGAGUGUGCAAGGGUGACCAAGGAGGAUCAAGAAUUCUGCAGAAAAGAUGGACGUCAUUUCUUAAAGCUAGACUGGUCUGUUCUCUUCCCGAGUCUGAUUUCGUCUUCAAUGUCAUUCAGGAUGCAUUUGUUUUGAAAACGCCAAAUUGGAAGGAGACCGUGUUUUAUGGUGUAUUUACAUCACAGUGGAGUAAUUUGGAAGUGUCAGCAGUUUGCAGCUUUAACAUGUCGAAAGUGGAGGAUGUUUUCUCUACAGGGAAGUUCAUGCAAGGUGCCACCUUUGACCAGUCCCACGUAAAGUGGGUCAGAUUUGGAGGAACGAUUCCAUUGCCACGUCCUGGCUCGUGCAUAACCAAUGAGGCAAGAGCUUUGAAUUUCAGUAACUCUCUCAUGUUGCCAGACAAAACUCUCCAGUUUGUUAAGGAUCACCCUCUGAUGGCAGAUACAGUUAACCCCAUUGGAAAUGCCCCUAAAUUGGUAAAGAAAAAUGUCAACUAUAUACAGAUUGUUGUGGACAGAGUUAGAGCACUUGAUAACCUCCUGUAUGAUGUCAUGUUUAUUGGUACAGAUAAAGGAUUGUUGCAUAAAGCAGUUAACUUUGAUAAUGAAAUGCAUAUAAUUGAAGAACUGCAUAUUUUCUCUGUUUCUGAGCCUGUACAGACAUUACUCUUGUCCAAAGAGGACAGAAGGUACAUCUAUGCAGGGUCUCAUUCAGGAGUUGUUCAAGUUCCUGUCGCUUUCUGUGAAAAAUACAAAACCUGCACAGAUUGCAUUUUGGCAAGGGAUCCCUAUUGUGCGUGGGAUCCCCAAAAUAAAAGCUGCAUCUGGAUUAUGAAGAACAAUGACCAUAAGAAUAAUUUGUUGCAGUUUCUGAAUGGAAAUGCAACUGUGUGCAGAACCAAAGAUGUGGAAUCUGUGUCAUCUGAAGAGCACAUAGUGGAACAAGGAGGAUUGAAAGAAUUGAAGUGCCUUCCUGCAUCCAGACUUGCUAAAGUUAUGUGGAAGUUAAAUAACAGAGCUCUUAGUGAGAAUUCAAAAUAUCGACUUGAUCAAAACAAUCUGCUGAUUUUUCAUCUUACUGAAGCUGAUUCUGGUACCUAUGAAUGCUGGACAAUGGAAGCUGUGAAGGGAGAUGUCUACAAACAGCUAGUGAAAAGGUAUUCUCUGAUCGUUGAGGGUCCAUCCAACGUGAUAACUGCAGCUCCAACUGCACCACUUACUCAGAUGGAAGGUAAAUCUGCAACAUCUCUGGCAAGCACAGAUAAAGAAAGGAGGUCUCCUCACACAACCACAUCCCGGAUUCAAACUGAGGGUUCCACUUCAACAGUAUUCCAAGGUUCAGCUGGCACGGCCUCAGUCCCCAUGCUUAUACCUACAAAUAAUAAUGAUUUAGAAGUAGAAACUGAAAUUGUCAGAAGGGCUUCUGAAUCUGAAGGAAUUAAUAGCAUUUUGUUGUUUUUCCUUGUGGUAAUUACACUUCUAUUCCUAAUGCUAGUUACAUAUAAUUGCUACAUGAAAUAUUUGCCAGGACCUUGCCUGAAACUAUGCUUGUAUAAAGUUGGCAAUGGGAAGAAACCAAAAUUUGAUUAUGAUAAUGUUUCUGAGGAGCUUGUAAAACAACAGUCAGUGAAAAUCAAUGGAGAUAAUCAAGGUAGUGAGCAGAUUGCAACUGGCGACAAGGGUUACGAAACUGAAUCGGACUGUGGGAAUGGCAAAAUUCCUAAUGCAGAGAAGCCUCAAGAGCUAAAGCAAAUCCAGGAAAACUACUCCAUCAAAUCUAUUGAUCCAGAGAAAGAUGCAGAUAUUAAAUACAUUGAUGAGGAAGCACAGAGUCUUUGCUAGCAGUUGGCCACAAAUGUACAGCUAAAAAUGGGAGAAUAGGAAGUUUUUAAGAAAUAGUCCAGAUCAUGAAAUGCUAUAUUAAAAAUUGUUGCAGUAGAUUACAGAAAUUCUUUAAAAAUGUUAAAAGUGAAAAUCACUUUCUUGUAUUCAACCUGCAUUAUAUUCAGCAGUCUCUGAUUAGAAUUCAUGUUUUUAAUAUGUAGGUAAUUUGUAGUUCAUUCCAAAUUGGAAAUUAUUAAUUUAUCAAAUUGGUAAAUCUCAAAGUACUGUCCAAAUUGGAGCAUGAAUCUUUUUUGCAUACACUGUAUAUGUAAUAUUUUGUAUUGCACUGAAAUUUGAGUAAUAUUCUGUUAGAGAUAUUUGUAGCUUAUUGCUGUAUCUAAUGUAGGUUGAUGCCUUUGUUCCUGCUAACAUUGUACUCCUCAGGGAUCAGACAGUGAAUCGUAGAUUUGUGGGCUUUCUUUAACUUGCCUCAUGAAAAUAGAGAAAAGACUAUGUUACAUUGAUGUGUCUUUUUGUGUCUAACUUUAAACAAUGUAUAUAUGUUACAAUGAAGCACGGGGUCUCCAGGCCUUUGAUUCAUAGAAGUAAUGCAUUUUAAAAGAAAAAUGCAUUGUUAAAGUGCUUUUACUGAGCCAUGGCCGCAGCAUAGGGCCUAGUUGAAAAGACUUUCCUUAUCUGUGGAAAAGUAUUGCUACUCAACUGAAUAUUGUGGCAAUUGUUGCAUUGUUACAGAGAUGACCAUUUCUAACUGGUGUAGUAUGAAUCAAAUCGUAUACUGUGGACAAAAAUGAAAAUUACUAGCUGGCUACAUCCUUUGCAAAGUUAUUGCUGUUUGGCUGUGUAUUUUGAAAGGCCUGAUCUGAUGGACCUAGAGGACUGACAGAAGUGCAUGGCAAUUAUGUUUUGCUGCUACAUAUAUUGAAUUGUUUUAGUAACCCACUGAACUGCUAUAGAAAAUAAGAGCAACGGGUGCAAUUAACCAGCUUUCUAAUCUCCUGUUGGAAUGGCAGCACUAGACACUUGUAUUUUAAAUUUAUGUAUAGUAAGCAUUUCAUUUUCUGGGAUCAUUAUCUGCUAAUGUGUAUAUAUGCAAAAGGAUGUUCCUUUUGAAAUUCAUAUUCAGCAAAAAAGUUUUGGAAGGUUUUAUGUGGAGUUAGCAUAGGGAAAUUGUUCUAUAUACUACAUUUAGUGGUAUAAAAAGAAUUGAGUAUAAAGCUGUUUUUAUUUUUUUUAAAUAGUAAACAGGAAUUAAGGGCUACAAAGAUACUGUCACAUUUUACAGAAAUAACAUUUGACUGAGGUGUGUGUGCGCGUGUUCAAGCAUGUGUGUCUGUUUCUGUUCUCAAUCUGCUGUGCAUUCCAAAAUUUAUGGAGCCCUUAAGUGCCACUACUUCUGUCUGACUCAGUCCAUUUAUCUGUUACCCCGUAAUGCAUGACUGAUCUUCUUUGUAGCAUUUUUAUCUUUGGAACUCUGUUCGCUUUGUGCCUUUUCUGUCUCACAGCUUCUCCUGUUUUACCUUUCACUCCUACUGGUCCCACCUCCACCUGUUGGGCAUGAUCCACCACCUUCCCUUGCUUUUACCCUGUCUGAAGGGUCUUCUCAUGAAUGGUCCCGUGCAGUUGUCCAGCUAUUGCCACCGCUGCUCAGCGACCAGACAAACACUAUUUGUAGCCCUGGAUCUGUCCAUCUCUUCUGUCAAGCUAUUGGUGAGUAACAGGAGUGUAUGUUUGUAUAUUAGAUGAGGGGCAAGGAAAGCCAGAAUUGACCUUAUUAGUGCUGCAAAUUACUUUUAUUCUCCUUACCAAGGAAGAGUGGUUUAGAUGUAAUAACUGUAAAUGCAAAUUUAACAUUUUAUGAUUUUUGAAAGUCCAGAGCCAGUUCCUGCAAUUGUUGGAUUUCCUGUACAGUAAUGUAAAGAGUUUUAUUAAGGACUUGGUAUGACUUUCCUUGUUUUUUUUCUUUCACUUUGGCCAAUAGUUUGUGAAAUGUGGUAAUGUUUGUGUAAUUGUCAUUUUGAAAUAGAUUUUUUUUAACCAAAU
Molecule: messenger RNA, 5393 nt
Organism: Pristis pectinata (smalltooth sawfish)
Lineage: Eukaryota; Metazoa; Chordata; Chondrichthyes; Rhinopristiformes; Pristidae
Gene: sema4d
Product: sema domain, immunoglobulin domain (Ig), transmembrane domain (TM) and short cytoplasmic domain, (semaphorin) 4D
Exons: 16
Coding region: 759-3350 (863 amino acids)
Biological process (GO): ossification involved in bone maturation; semaphorin-plexin signaling pathway; negative chemotaxis
Molecular function (GO): semaphorin receptor binding; chemorepellent activity
Source: RefSeq, a predicted model, not a curated record